Molecule: messenger RNA, 1508 nt
Organism: Schizophyllum commune H4-8
Lineage: Eukaryota; Fungi; Basidiomycota; Agaricomycetes; Agaricales; Schizophyllaceae
Exons: 5
Coding region: 42-1304 (420 amino acids)
Biological process (GO): SNARE complex assembly
Cellular component (GO): lytic vacuole; endosome
Molecular function (GO): SNARE binding
Source: RefSeq, a predicted model, not a curated record
CCGUCACAUCCCCUCCUACCUGACUAUGGCGAGAUAGCACGAUGGACUGCGCCAAUUGCGAACACAAGCAGCGCCAGUUCUUCUGCGCAAAGUGCAUCGGCACCCAAGUGCGCAACUUUCGGAAUGAGACGCAGAUCCAUGCGGCGGAGCGCGAUACGGCGGUCGCUGCUGCCAGCAGUGCGCUGGAGUGGAUACAGCCCGUAAGGACACGGAGAGCCGAGGUCGCAGCACAUCACUAUAGGGUGGCGGAAGUAAAUGAAGCACUGGCGUGGACGAGGAGGGAGAACGACAAGAAACGCGAUCGAUGUCGAGCCCUGCGCGAACGGAUUGCCAGUCGCCGGCAGAUGCUCGUCGCAGCGCGCCUCGUCCCUAGUCCCACCGCCGACAACGAACAUCUGAUAGCUAAUGAAACUCAAGAGCUCACAUCACUAUCCUCCGCCAUCCGCGGCGCUCGCGCAGGGCUUGUCCAGGAACUCGUCGAAGUGUUCAACAUCGUGCAAGUCGGCGGUCGCCCCUCCAUCGGCGGCAAGGCCGGCACCAAGGGCGAGUGGACGAUCGGGGACCUCAUACUUCCCGUGCCAGGGGACAUACGACGCUACCCCCCAGACCACAUCAACGCCGUCAUGACGCACAUCGUGCACUUUCUCUCCCUCCUCACCUUCUACCUCGGCGUCAAGAUGCCCUUCGAGGUCUCCUGGUCCGGCGGCAAGCUCGGCGUCGGGCAGCCCAUGAUCAGCGCGAUCCGCGGCGGCGAGAGCGGCGGGUGGGCGCGCUGGUACACGAAGCACUCGCUCCACGUGUCCGCGAAUCCGGCCUCGCCAACUGUAGGGUCGUCGUCGAGCUCCGGCGGAUCGAAUCCCCCGCCCACUGAGAGCGCGAUGGCGGACAGCGUCUACGAGAGCUCGACGCCGCCGGUCGCGUCCUCGUCGUUCACGACCGCGCUCACGAUGCUCCUGUACAACGUCGUCUACCUCGCGCACACGCAGAACGUCGCGGUCCCGCUCAACCAGGCGGGCGACGUGCUGAGCAAUCUGUGGAGCAUAUGCUGCAGUGUGGACCUGGGGAAAGCCUCGCACGCCACCACACCCCGCCUGCCCCCACCCACCCCUUCUUCCUUCCCCCUCGACUUCUCCAAGCUCCUGCAAGUCACGAGCGUCAGCCCGCGCGCCAGGGCGAGCAGCGAGAGCGACAAGGCGCACAAGAGCAAAUCCUCGAGCUCGAAGACGCAUCGACAUCGGCAGCGGCAGGCGAAGAUAGAGGAGGAAGAGGACGGGUGGGAUUUGAUAGAGGGGGAGGAUAUGUGAGAGAAACACCUUACGUGUGCGCGCCUUUCGUCCACGAUAGACUGCCUGAGGGACCCCUCCGGACUAUGGAUCUGCUAUAUCUAUGCUAAUGCGCUAGACUGUUUGCUUGGCUCUUGCUUGUAUGUAUUGCUACUCUACCUGUGUAUAUACUCACGCUGUAUCAUUAUUGUGGAUUCUCGAGCCCUCAAUGGGUGUUUACGAACA